AUGAAUCCUCAGCCUCCAGAUCCCAGGGCAGGCAGGAAGCCUUUCCCACCUCUCCGCCGACCGUCCUCUAUCUCUAAAUCCGCGACUCCCCCCACUCCACCCGAGCUACCUGCCCCACAACGUACAGUCCAGGAGAAAUUCUUUAUCCGGACCACCUACUACACCACCAUGGCCAGAGCCCUGUCAUUCCAAGGACAAGUGCUCAAUGGCGUCACCCCGCUUCAACUGGCUCAAAACGGCUUUCACUACCAACCACAUACAAGCUCCGGUAGUCUGGCCUGCUGCUUUGUUUCUCGAAAGUUCAAGCGCCUAGACAGCUUUCAAUAUAUACCUUUCCAAAAGACACAGCUCCCACACUCGAGAGACUGCUUAUGGCAGGCCAUCUACAAUGACUUGAAACAACAUUCCGAAACUGUUGAUACACUUACCCCCUCAACGAACGCACGCCCACCACCUAGAUUAACUCCCCUCCACCAUUCUUCUCCGAAUAGUGCAACUCUCAAGAAAAUUACCACAAACGCUAGCACACAGACACCGACCCAAUCAACACCAACAGUGCCCACUACUGUAAUGAACAACCCAUACACUCAACCUCCAUCCACCACCAACAUCGAUCCAGAACCUCAACUACCUCUAACCUCCCACGCUCCCCAGCUUCAUCUAACGAUACCCUCCGUCACUCCCUCACUCUAA
Molecule: messenger RNA, 693 nt
Organism: Penicillium brevicompactum
Lineage: Eukaryota; Fungi; Ascomycota; Eurotiomycetes; Eurotiales; Aspergillaceae
Exons: 1
Coding region: 1-693 (230 amino acids)
Source: RefSeq, a predicted model, not a curated record